Messenger RNA from Solanum pennellii, 2733 nucleotides. RefSeq names its product L-type lectin-domain containing receptor kinase S.4-like. Gene Ontology annotation, molecular function: carbohydrate binding; protein kinase activity; ATP binding. Gene Ontology annotation, biological process: protein phosphorylation. The transcript has a single exon. NCBI's taxonomy places the organism in Eukaryota, Viridiplantae, Streptophyta, Magnoliopsida, Solanales, Solanaceae. Gene Ontology annotation, cellular component: plasma membrane. The record is from RefSeq and is a predicted model, not a curated record. The coding region runs from base 549 to 2594 and encodes 681 amino acids.
AUAGUGCUUGCAAGUCCAAAGACAAUAAUACAUAUUUUCUAAGGAAUAAAUGUCACUCUCCUUGUUUGCCUUGAUUGUAUUUUUUCUGUAACAUUUCUCUUAUACACCAACAGUACAUUUUUUUUCAACUAAAAAGUACAACAAUCUUGCUUCAAAAUUCUCAAAUCUUGUAUACAUUUCAGUCCAAAUCUCACUAGAUAAAAUCUUGAAAUCUGACCUGAGAAUCUUGAAAAACAAAAAAUACCCUUUAAAAAUGGUGUUCUUCUUGUUUAUGUAACAAUUUUUCUGAGACCCCAAAAGUGUGCUUUUCAUUAUAAAGCAUCAAUCUUUACUACUAAUUGCUGAAAUCUUCAGUACCCUUGAAAAAAUCUUGAAAUUUAAUCUUGAAAAUAUAGCUUUACAAGUGGUGCUCUUCUUGUUUGGCUUGGCUGUGUUUCUGUAACAUUUCUCUCAAACCCCCCCAAAAGUGCUUUUUUCAUUAUAAAGCAACAAUCUUUACAACAAAUCUUGAAACUUGGCCUGAAAAUCUUGAAAACCCCCUUUUGGAAAUGGUUAAUAGUUGUCUUGUACUACUCUGUUCAUUCAUUUCCUUUUCAAUCCUAGCUUCAUCUCAGCAACUUGAUGGCUUCAUUUAUACAAGAUUCAAUGAACCAAACAAUAACAUUACCUUAAGUGGAAGUGCUGAGAUUAGCCAAAAUGGAUUCAUUCAACUAACUAAUGAAACAAGUAGAUUAAUGGGGCAUGCUUUCUAUUCUUCACCUUUUCAGUUCAAGAACUCAACAAAUGGCACUGCUUUUUCAUUUUCAACAUCUUUUGCUCUUGCUAUAGUCCCUGAAUAUCCAAAACUUGGUGGUCAUGGACUUGCUUUUACUAUUUCUCAGUCUAAUGAUUUCAGCACAGCACUUCCAAGUCAGUAUCUUGGCUUACUAAAUGCUACUGAUGUUGGUAAUUUCUCAAAUUACAUAUUUGCUGUUGAAUUUGAUACAGUACAAGAUUUUGAGUUUGGGGAUAUUAAUGAUAAUCAUGUUGGUAUAAACAUUAAUAGUUUAAGGUCUAAUAUGUCUGCUAAAGCAUCUUACUUUGAUGAUGAUUUGGUAAAACAAGAUCUGAAUCUCAAAUGUGGUAAAGUUAUAUUGGCAUGGGUUGAUUAUGAUUCUGUUACAAACUUGGUUAAUGUUACACUUUCAAGAUUUGCUACAAAACCAAAGUUGCCACUUUUCUCUUAUCAUAUAGAUCUCUCUCCAUUUUUCAAAGAAAAUAUGUAUGUUGGUUUUUCUGCUUCAACUGGUUUGCUUGCAAGUUCACAUUAUGUUUUUGGUUGGAGCUUUAAGUUGAAUGGCGAAGCGAAAUUUCUAGACUUGGAUUUACUUCCAUCAUUGCCUGGUCUCAAGAAGAAGCACACUGGCGUAAUUGUAGCUAUCUCGGUUAUAGUAGUUGUUUUGGUUUUGAUUGGUAUAUUAGUCGCUAUUUAUUUAGUUAGGAGAUUCAAGAAUGCUGAUGUUAUAGAGUCUUGGGAGCUUGAGGUUGGUCCUCAUAGAUACUCUUAUGAAGAACUUAAGCAAGCUACUAGAAGUUUUAAGGAUAGUGAGCUUCUUGGGUUUGGGGGAUUUGGUAAAGUUUACAAGGGUGUUUUACAAAGUUCGAAUAUGGAAAUAGCUGUGAAGCGUAUUUCACAUGAAUCUAAACAAGGCUUACGCGAAUUUGUGUCUGAAAUAUCUAGCAUUGGAAGACUCCGUCAUAGGAAUUUGGUUCAAUUAGUAGGUUGGUGUAGACGUCGUGGUGACCUUUUACUUGUGUAUGAUUUUAUGCCAAAUGGAAGUUUGGACAAUUUCUUGUUUGAAAAACCUAGAAUGUUGUUGACAUGGGAGCAAAGGUUCAAAAUCAUCAAAGGGGUUGCUUCUGGUUUACUAUACUUACAUGAAGGUUAUGAACAAGUUGUGGUGCAUCGAGACGUUAAGGCUAGUAAUGUGCUACUAGAUGGAGAGUUAAAUGGCAGGCUUGGAGAUUUUGGACUAGCAAGAUUAUAUGAGCACGGAUCAAACCCGGGCACGACUAGGGUGGUAGGCACAUUGGGGUACCUUGCACCAGAAUUACCAAGAACAGGACGAGCUACUGAAAAAUCCGAUGUUUUUGCCUUUGGUGCGUUGUUGCUUGAAGUGGUAUGUGGACGUAGACCGAUUGAUUCAAAGGUGAGGCCUGAGGAAUUAGUUCUAGUGGACAUGGUGUGGAACAAAUGGAGAGAAGGGAAAAUUCUUGAUGUUAUAGACAAGAGAUUGAAAGGUGAGUUCAAUGAAAGUGAAGUUGUGAUGGUCUUGAAAUUAGGAUUAAUGUGUUCAAACAAUGAGGCGUCGUCUCGACCUAGCAUGAGACAAGUGAUGAGUUACUUGGAAGGUGAAGCUGAUAUACCUGAUGCUCCAAUGGCUCCUGGUGAUUAUAAUGGAGGAUUUGGAUUCGAAGAAAACGAAUGUAUGCAUUCUUUAGCAUCUUCAAGAGGACAUACAUCAUGUUUGGCUAAUGGAAAUGUUGAUGGUACAUUUGUUUCUGUUUCUACUGCACCACUUUCAUGUUUAUUUACUGAUGAGUUACCUAGGUAGUGAUUGUGAAGUUGUGUGCAGAUUUUUUUGAGUUUUCAGGAACAUUUUCUUGAUGAACACUACUUUAAAGUUCCAAGUUAUGAAAGUUUAACCAAUGUUUUUGGUCAAGGAAUAUAGAAAAAAUUAUUGUGUUUGGUAA